GGAGAGAGAGAAGCUAAACAGGUGGUCUGAAAACACAGAAAACAAUGUCGUCCGGCGGGGAGAAGCGGAAACACUGCUAGUCCUCGCUUCAGUGAAGGAAUACCGAGCUGAACCAACUAAAAAAAACCCUCCAUGGUCCUUUUUUAUUUCCAGACGGAUUUCUCUUCCUCCUCUUCUCGGUUUUACUCUCCGAAUCUGGGCAAGAUCUCGGAUACUAAACCAUGAAAGUCACGGUGUGUUUUGGCAGGACCCGAGUGGUGGUGCCGUGCGGGGAUGGGAAUAUUAAAGUGCACACCCUCAUCCAGCAGGCUGUCAUGAGAUAUAAGAAAGCUAUAGCCAAGGAUGCUAGCUACUGGCUGCAGGUCCACCGGUUGGAGCACGGUGACGGCGGGAUCCUCGACCUGGAUGACGUUCUCUGUGAUGUGGCCGAUGACAAAGACAGGUUGAUAGCGGUCUACGAAGAGCAGGAGCCCCAUCAUGGAGGUGAUGGUACCAGUGCCAGCUCCACAGGUACCCAGAGCCCUGACCUGUUUGCUGCAGACCUCAGUGCGGGCAGCGGUGCCUCGGCCUUCCAACCGUACCAGGCCGCCAGCGAGAUCGAAGUCACCCCCUCCGCCCUGCGCACAAAUAUGCCCCUCCACGUCCGGCGCAGCAGCGACCCUGCCCUAAUGAGCAUCAAUGGCCCUUUUAGCGGCAGCGAGUCACGAGCCCAAACAGAAGAGGGGCCAUCAAGAAAGAACCCAACGCGCUGGUCCACCACAGCUGGAUUCUUGAAAGCUCGACACUCUUCAGGCACCAACAGCCUUGAAAGGAAGGGAAAAGGUAUGGAUACAUAUCGCAGUCUACCCCGGGAUGCAGGGACGUGGGCCAAUCAGAGAGAGUUUCAGAGAGAGACGGCUCGCUCAUCACUCAGCGCCAAUCACCCCAUGGUGGACCGCUGGCUGGAGAGACAGGAGCAGGAGGAAGAAGCCAGAGAAGAAGAAAACGGUAGGAUCGAGCCGGUUGGUCGAGCCGACUCUUGCCUGGACCACACCCCUGUGAGGUCACUAGAAGACAUAGUCAAACUGGUGGAGGUGUCAAACGACGGUGGGCCCCUGGGGAUCCACGUGGUGCCUUUCAGUGGCAGGGACCGCAGGACUCUUGGCUUGUUGGUCAAGCGUCUGGAGAGAGGAGGCAAGGCCGAGCAGCAGGGCCUCUUCCAGGAGAACGACUGUAUCGUCCGUAUCAAUAAUGGAGACCUGAGAAACAUCCGCUUUGAACAAGCCCAGAACAUGUUCCGUCAAGCCAUGCGCUCUCCUGUCAUCAUGUUCCACGUGGUGCCGUCGUCGAUGAAGACCCACUACGAGCAGUUGUCCCAUGCUGAGAGGAACCCAGCGUACUCCUCCGGACGUUUCAGCCCGGACUCCCUGACCGGCAGCAUCGUCUCCGGCAUGGAUCACACCCCGCAGAGGAUGUCACGGCACGGUUCCCAAAAUCACCCACACUCCCACCCGCAUCCUCACGCCCACGCUCACCCCGAACAGACUGACGGAUACCCCCCUCUGACUCACCCGGCUGUCUCUGCGGCCAAACCCCCAACAGGACACACCCACUCGCCUCAGAGGGGGGCAAACGCAACGCCAACUGGGGGAUACACCAAAAAAGUUGGAAGACGACUAAACAUACAGCUGAAGAAAGGUCCUGAGGGACUCGGCUUCAGUAUAACUUCACGGGACGUUCCUAUCGGCGGCUCGGCACCCAUCUAUGUGAAGAACAUUCUGCCUCGGGGAGCUGCCAUCCAAGAUGGCCGUCUGAAGGCAGGAGACAGGCUACUAGAGGUAAACGGCGUCGACUUAAAUGGGCGAACCCAGGAGGAGGUGGUUUCCCUGCUCAGAGCCACACCCAUGGGCGGGGCUGUCGGGCUACUGGUUCUACGGCAGGAGGAGGCUUUCCUCCCCAGAGAAGUGAAUGCUGAGCCCCAGAUGCAAUGCCCCAGAGAUUUGCAUCCAAGGCAGUCGGUGACAGGCGGGAAACCCCAUUGGCUGAUUGAGAAGACAGAAGAGGACGACUUGGUUUUGACUCCAGACGGGACCAGAGAAUUCCUGACCUUUGAAAUCCCCCUCAGUGACUCGGGGUCAGCCGGGUUGGGUGUCAGCGUCAAAGGGAACCGCUCCAAGGAGAACCACGCUGACCUUGGCAUCUUUGUCAAAUCGAUCAUUAAUGGAGGAGCAGCCUGCAAGGACGGUCGGCUCCGAGUGAACGACCAGCUGAUUGCUGUCAACGGAGAGUCGUUAUUGGGUAAAACCAACCAGGACGCCAUGGAGACGCUACGCAAGUCCAUGUCAACAGAGGGCAACAAGCGUGGGAUGAUCCAGCUGAUUGUGGCCCGACGGGUAGCCAAAAGGAAUGAGGAGGCACCAGGGAGCCCGCUGGGUCCUCAGCAGACGAUGAACACCACCCUGGAUGACCAUGAGCGAAGAAUCUCCCACUCCUUGUACGGUGGCCUGGAAGGACUUGAUGACAACUUGAUGCCACGACAGGGCAUGAUUCCACGCACAAUAGGAAACUAUCAGCUCUCACCGACCGUCAACAUGCCGCAGGAUGACACAGUGAUCAUUGAGGAUGAUCGGCCACCCCUACUCCCACCAAACCUCUCUGACCAAUCAUCAUCCAGCUCCCAUGACGACGUGGGCUUCACUGCUGAUGUGACGCCGUCGUGGGCCAAAGAGCUGCCCAGCCAGAAUGAAAGCUCCCAGAGUCCAGAAGAAAACCAGCCUGACGCUGCUUUCCAGAGGGAAGGCUUCGGACGCCAGAGCAUGUCAGAAAAACGCACCAAGCAGUUCGGAGACGCGGCUCAGCUCGAGAUCAUCAAGACACGCAAGUCCAAGAGCAUGGAUCUAGUAGCCGACGAGAUUAACCUCACUCCUCGGCCUGAGACCAACACAGGUUCUUCCACUAAAGAUGUCGGACCAUCGCUCGGCCUAAAGAAGUCCAGCUCUCUGGAGAGCCUCCAGACAGCGGUCGCAGAGGUGACCCUCAAUGGGGACCUCCCUUUCCACAGGCCACGCCCCCGCAUUAUUCGGGGACGGGGCUGCAACGAAAGCUUUAGAGCAGCCAUCGACAAAUCGUACGACCGGCCAGCUGCUACAGAGGAGGAGGAUGAGGGCAUGGAGACACUGGAGGAGGACACAGAGGAGAGUUCUCGAUCAGGGAGAGAGUCGGUGUCUACGGUGGCCGACCAGACGCCGCUAUCCGGCUCUGAAAAACCCCUGGUCAACGGCACAAAUCGAACCAAAGAAGAAAAGAAGAAGGACAAAGACAAGGCAGGGAAGGAGAAGGAGAAGAAGAAGCAGGAGGGAGGGAAGGAGAAAGACAAGGGGAAGGCCAAGAAGGGCAUGCUGAAAGGACUCGGGGACAUGUUCAGGUUUGGAAAGCAUCGAAAGGAUGAGCGGCCGGGGGAAAAGAUGGACCGUAAAGGCUCCAGCAAGUGGAGGCAGGAGGAGACGCAGGCUUCAGAUGAAGAGACAAUGAAGAUGAGGAUGGAGCAGGAGAGGAUCCAGGCCAAGACCAGGGAGCUGCGUGAGCGUCAGGCCAGGGAACGGGACUACGCCGAAAUCCUGGACAUUAGCCGCACAUCGGAGAGAGCCUCAGAGGAGGAGCACCCGUACGCAGGCAUCAAUGCCCUGAACAGCUCUGUCGACAGUGGGCACAGUCGACCCCACAGCCCCCGAGAUGAAUACCCCCACAUCCACUCACAUCACCACCACCAGCUCUCAGAUACACUCUACACGCAGGUCAGCAAGGGCCGCAACGACAGACCUCCAUCAGCAGACAGUAACCGGCUAACGCCGAGCAACCACGACCGGAUACAGAGGCUGAGGCAGGAGUUCCAGCAGUCCCAGAACGUCCCGGAAGACCCCGACGACCGCAGGAGGACGUACAGCUUCGAGCAGCCGUGGUCAAACAGCAGCAGUAACGGUCCAGGCGGGUACAGCCAGCCGGGUCGUCACUCAGUGUCCGUGGAGGUUCAGAUGCAGAGGCAGAGACAGGAGGAGAGAGACUCGUUCGCCCAGGCGCAGCGUCAGUACAGCUCCCUACCACGGCAACCCAGGAAGAACCCCAGCUCCAUCUCCCAGGACUCGUGGGACAAAGCGUACCCACCAGGUGAAGGCUUCCAGACAGCAAAAGACAACCCCAGGUACUCCAGCUAUCAGGGCUCCAGGAACGGCUACCCGGGAGGCGGAAGCGUCAACGCCCGAGUCCUCUUGGAGGCCCAGGAGCUGCUGAGGCAGGAGCAGAGACGGCGAGAGCAGGAAGCCAAAGGGAAGCUAAUGCAGGAGAGCAGCGGAAACAGCGGCUAUGAAGGCUACUCCGCCGGGCUCCUGAAGGACCCUGCUUCUCCAAAGGGGCCCUACCGACACGACGUGCCACCUUUGCCUUCGCAGUUAGCGAGGCUUAAUAGAUUGGGUUCUGAGAAAGGAAGACUUUUUUAUUCUUGAGGAGUUUGAAUGGACUGAUGGAAGGAAAGCUGAACAGUGAACACUACAGAAACAGCAGAAGUGGACGCUGCAGAUCACGACAAAGGGACAAGCUAGAGGUCUUAGCAGUCAGUACGUUUACAUGCACUGUUAAGCUACAUUUUAGCUUGAUUAGGAUGUUAAAUCAGACUUCUGUCCUCGUCCCAGUAUACAAACAUAAGGGGAAAAUGUGAUAAUUGACAGAGAGAUGUCUAACUACAACACAAUAGCACUGCUCUGUACAUUUUGUACAUCCUCUAUGCUUUACUUUUGGAUAGAUAUAAUGCAUAUUGUCCUUCCAAGCUCAUGGUAAUUAAAGGCACAACAUAACUCACUGUAUGCAUAGCAUUUAUGCUGUUUGACUGCAUUUAAAAGUGAACUGUUUAAGCCAGGCAAACACAGUAACGCACUGACCGAUCUUGGAGGUGACCAGCAGGAGUGCACGCUACAAAUCUUGACAAAGGGACAAACUCGAGGUCUUAUAGCAUAGCAGUCUGUACAUUUAUAUGCAAAACUAAGUUGCGCUACAUGUUAGCUUGAUUGGGAUAUUUAAUUGGACUUCUGUUCUAGAACAAAAACACCAGGGGAAAAUCGGUUUACCGACAGAAAUGUGUCCAGCACUGCUCUUGGUGACAUUAAGCUAGUUACCAUUGGGCCUGCAGCUGUUUGACCUUGCUAACAAACUAGCAAGCAGUUAACUUGCUAUGCAAUAUGCCAAACAAUGAAAAUGUGAACAAUUUUAUAGCUCUGUGCAUUUUGUACAUGCCCUUGCUUUACUUUUGCUAUAAAAUUGGCACAUAUUACCACCCACACAAUGGUAGUUGAAGGUAGAAUGCAACUUAAUGCUGAGUAUUUGUGCUGCCCAACCUCUGGGUCAAAGCCCAGCAUGGAAUAAGAAUGAGCAAUUAAUCAGAAUUAAGAUUGUAUGGAUAUUUCUGUAUUUUUUGAAUUUGUGCUGAAUGAGUGGUGGGGAUAGCUUCCAGAGAUUUUCAGUGUGCAUUAACCCUUUAAACAGAUUGCGCUCAGGGCACUGGCAUGGAAACUAGGCUAUACAGACGGGUGCAAUUUAUCUGCAUAAUUUAGUGAGUUUGUUGGCUGACUUGUAUAGUAUAUUGUAAAAUUUUGAAACUCUUUUUUUCCACAGAAAGCCUCUGUGUUUGGCUUUAUUUUGCAGUGCAAAUUUUGGCUAAGUGUCCUUCCACCUCAUCGUAUCUGAUCAACUGCUUGAGCGAGGAGGCUUCAACAACAGAAAACCUGACCAAAACUAGUUAUUUCAGCCGAGUUUUCCAUUUCAGCUGCAAAGCAGUUUUCAUAAGGUGAACAUAUCAUCCCAACAGUUACUUGUGUAUAGAAGAAUAAAACCACAUCCAUAAACUCACUUGGAUGAAAAACGUCCACUCAGCUCUUCUCGUUAGACGCAGUUUAAUUUAUCUUGAGAGAGUUGAAGAAAGUCGAUGAAACCACAGUGUUCUGUAAGGCAGGGAACUCUGGAUAGGGAGUGAUGCAGGCUGACUCGGGAUCUUUCCUGCUAACCAGUCUUUACUGAAGUUUCUCUGCGCUCCAGCUCAUACAGGUAGCCACUUUAAUUCCCAGUGAACGACACAUCAUGGCCAAAAUGGUUCAUCCUGUCUCGUUUUAGCUUAGCUUGUGAUUGUUGUCUGAUGAACCCAGAGACCAAAACAGCUGAUCAGGAGGUGACAAUACACUGAGGUGGAGGAACACAUACCUUAAGUUUGCUUUGUAAAAUAGUGCCAAACACAGAGGCUUUCUUGGUGAUAAGAAAUGAAUUGCGUACAUAGCGUACAUUGGAGCCAACAUUGUUUUUUGGCCCAUGUUACCUUAAAUUUGCUAAAUUACACAAAGAAACUGCACCUGUCUGUAGCCUGUAUGGCCUUCCUCCAGCAUGAUCUGCUUAAAGGGGAAACACACCUCGAAAUCACAACAGGCUAAUGCUACUAUUAUUGCUAAGUACCUCAUACAAACGAACAUCAAAAUGACAGAAAUGUCCCUUUAAAUCAGGUAUGGCCUACAGCAAUUUUUUUAAAGUGCAGGUGGCACAAUUUCUCUAACUUGGAAUGUGUCAAAACGGCAGUUUUAAUUUUUUUUGCAUCAGAGAUGUUACGCUCUACACAUCAAGCAAACAUUUGAGAGUUAGAUUUUUAGUGUAGUUUGAAAAGAACCCAACAUCCCUCUAUGUUUUUCUUAAUCAAAAUGAGAAUGACAUCCCUCCAGUAAAACUGUUUACAUCGAUUUGCAAUUUGCAUCAAAAUCUUUACAUUUAGAUCUCUUUUUUUAAUCAUUCAGCCACAAGGAAUCAUACAGCUCAGAACACCUUGUCUGACAUGUUUACAUGCAUUUUAAAAGUCCAGUUUAAGUCAGCUGAGCACUGUUACUCGACCUUUUCUACCUGCAUGUAAACGUACUGACUGGUCUUAGAGGUAAACAGCGGUGAUGUGUGCUCAGCAUGUGGGCGUUUGUGUUCAUCCCCUGCUGUGACGAUGACCUAUACGAUUGAUCAGACCCUCCCACGGACAUGAGACGCUCAGUGCCUUCUCUGCAUCCACGGAUACUUCUUCACAGUCGUCCAGUCCUCUGACUCAUCGAGCUUUUGGCACCGUCACGUGCUGACAAUCAAAAAACAGGCAGACAGGCGAGUGAGUGGGUGCUCUUUUGAGCCCACGGGGGAGGUGUUGGUGUCUGUGUGGGUUCGUGUGUAGGCAAGUGAUAUGGUACAUGUUUCACGACAGAGUGUGUGGCUCUACAAAGUGUCCCGUGGAUGACUCUUCCCAUCGGUCACAACUCAGAGUUAACAUUCAGCCUCCCUACAAGCGCUGCUGGCGUUUCUCCGCAUCCUGUUUUCUCUCCAUUCAGUGUUUUCUACUCUCUCACUUGAGUACUCCCCAGGGAGCAGAGGAAACACGGCAAAGAGUAUGAAAGAAGCAGGGCACUGUGUGUGUGUUAUUAAUAAAAAAGCCCCUCUCAUAAAUGAUUCAUAUCGUGUGUUAUCUCCGUGGAGGAGACCCAGGCAGAGAGGGUAGACAGCUCUGAUCCUUUGCCUGGCCCCCCUACACCGCUCUGGGCUUGAUUCCCUGGCCCGCCUGCCUGUCUGUCUGGAGCUCCAAUCCUCUUUCUCUUGUCAUUCUCUCUGUUCAUUACCUUUCUUUCUUCUACUUCAACACCUCCACCUUCAUCCUCCUCUCCUUCACACUCAUGCCACCCCCCUCCCCCUCCUCUUCCUCUUCCUCCCACUCCCACCCUCCUUCCCUUUUUCGUCUCCCGAGUCAGGCUCUGCACUGAAUUUUUCAUCACAAGCCACCUGCUGCCUGCCAGAGCCAGAGAAAGCUGCCACCAGAGGCACCAGCUUCUGACAAAAAGAGGGGAAUAACAGCAAAAAAAAAAAAAAAGACGGAAUAGAGAUGGGAAGAGACAGACAAUAAGCCCCUCAAUGUGAGAUUAGCUGCAGCUUUUGUCCAGAUUUUAACAAAAGACGAAAUUGCCCUGAGUAGUUAAUUGCUUUCAAUUUGCUGUAAUUGCUUUAUUUUUUUUGUCAACCAUUUAACAAAUUUACCUGACGCCCUUUUCAAAGAUUUAUAGAAACACACUGAACUGCUCUUUUUUAAAGAAACAGAUUGCCUUUUCCCGCUUGCUCUCUGAAAUGUUUUGUUUUUGAGUCACCCUGCGGAGUGGCAAAGCAAAUCUGUGCAUCCAGACAAAAUAGGCAGAGAAAGAAGUGUUAUUUUUCUUAUAGAGCUCAGCCAAACUCUGCCCUGCUGUGCUGGAAUUUCUCAAAGUUUUGCUUCAAGGAUAUCUGCCAGGAAAUUCACUCACCCAGGAGAGAAAAGGAGCGCUGCAGUGUUAAUUUGGUCGACUAAAACUGUGACUAAAAAUGUCUGUAGACUUCUGUUUUCCACUGGAUUAAAAAUAGAUAUUUGGGGUUAAAAGCUCUGGUAAAAACCUUACCUUGGUGUUCAACAUUCAAACAUUAAAAAUCCAUGAUAUUUCUCUGCUGUGCCUGUAAGCUAUCUCAGUAUUUUCAUCAAUAUAUCUAAAAUCUGUUUAAGUGUUGAUAGUGCAUUAAUAUAAAUAAGAGACUAAAAUGUAUGGUCUUUCUAAUGUCUAAAAUGUUUUUAAGUUUUCAAUGGCUAAAACUAGACUUGGUCAUAAAUGGCUACAAUGAGACGAAACUAAAGUCAUGUUAAUCGAAAGACUUUGAUUUUCAUAAAGCUCAUAUGGUAGCCAUUGUUUUGUUAUUUAUAUAAAAUACACAGUUCCUUUUAGGCUGAAUACAAAAAACUGAAAUUAUCAGUAACUUCUCUUUAUAAGGUGCAGAGGUAAACAAUACACUAAACAGCAUAUUUGACUAUUUCUACAGUUAUUUUGAUGCCCAUAACCACUGCCAUGGGGAAUGUGUCACCCUCAAAUUACACAUACUCUGCAAAGAGAUCCGCACAUAAAGCUCAAUCUUGAGCAAAUAAUUUCCUUUUAAGUGGUCUUUUUGAUUCCACUGCACGCGCUCUGGUCUGCUCAAGUUGUGAGACAGGUUGAGUUUGAGGUGAAGCCACUGCCAAAUGCAAUCCAUCCAAACAGCAUUAGGACUGCAAAGCAUCGAGUCAACUUCAAAAUACACCAUGCACCAACUCUCAACUGUAAAUCUUAUCACUAUAUAAACAUUACAUCUGAUCUGUUGGCACAAAUUACAGGUCAUCAGUCGGUCACAGAGAUCAUCUGGCUUUUGAAUGGGCCUUUCACCCUGGUAAUGAGCUGGAGACCCCCAGUGGUUUCCGGGCCCUUGGAUCAGGGGCUCGUAGCAACCCUGAUACCUGCCUGGCCAGUACCCUUGUGCCAGGCCAUGAUUACUAGGCAGAUCCAACCCUAACUCUGCCUUAAAGGUGAUUUUUUUUUUAGCAUAUUAUUUUCAUAUGCCCCUGGUAACAUGCAAAGACAUCCAGAGCACGACUGAGGUUGCGUCAGUCCUUCUUCCUGCAUGUUGGUCCCCUUGGGUGGUAUUCGGCUCCACAUCUACACCUUUCUUCAGCCUCAAUUUUUAGCCCAGAAAGGCCUUAAAAUUCUGCCCAGUACUGUUCCUUACAUGCACAAUGGAUUAUAUAUAUAUAUAUAUAUAUAUAUAUAUAUAGUAUAUUUAUAUAAUCAUUGAUUUAGAUUGUCCAAGAGUCCAGCACUAAAAUUGUAGAUUUUAUCACCAUAUAUCUAUUUUAAGCUUGUGUUAGUCUUGUCUUCCUCGUGGAAUUUAAUGUCGUUGUCAAACAUUAUUAGUCAUAGUUUUAGUCAACAAAAGUAACACUGCUCCUUGCCAGUUGGAUUUCCACAACUCACUCGAGCUUUCUUUUCCAGAUUUAAUAAAAAGCUGUAAGAAAUCCACUAAUUAUCACUGCUUUAUUCCAACUUCAGUUUGUCUGACAGUAUAAACAUUGUCAGAAUUAUAAUUAUUGUUUAAACCUUCUAGGAAACUUUUCAAUCACUGCGGGGACAAAAUGAAUUCCUGUAGAGCAUCUGUGUGAAGAAAGAAGACUCAAAACCUGCAAAACAAACUUAAUCUUGCUGCAUUAUUCAAUCAUCCUUGAUAUUAUGGUGAACUAUUCCUUUACACAGGUGGCAUUUUGAUUAUGAACCAUGCUGGUCCAGUGCCGUGCUCCACUUGAUCCACUCGUUCUGCCUUUUUUUCCCCAAUCAACCCUGCAGAUGCUGAUUGGCUUUUUUUUAUUCUUGGAGGAGGAAACUAAUCAGUGAAAGCAGCUGCUGCAGUUGUAGGUUGGAGAGAAGACCUCGGGUGCUGAUGACACAUACUUAAAAACCACCGCCGCAGCAAAGCAGCCCACCGCUCUAAUUGCUGCAGUAGGUGGCAACCGAUCCUCUCAGUCUUCACCUACCCUCCUCUGACAUCACUAAUGCUUGCCUCUCUGCCUGCAAACGAACAAAUGAGACCCAGCUGAGGUCGAGCUUUAAAAAACAAAAAAAAAGGGAAAUACAAAAAUAUGAAACCUUGCUAUCAUUAAGCUGCGGAAAACAAACAGGCGGUACGUAAUUGCCCUUCACUCCUACACGCUCCUAUGCGGUGUGAAGCUGCGUGACAUACAUUAUCUCCUGUUGGUUAAUGAAGACCCUCGCUGGGAAAGAGACGGGCUUAGUAGGGGUGAUAAAUGAUGAACGGAAAGAAGUGAAAAGGUGAAGAAAGCUGCAUUUUUCUAGUGUUUGAACCUUUUUUGUCAACUCGAGGAAAUCUCUACUCUGUUUUCUAACUGAAAUGACCCUUUUGCAUUAUGUAUGUUCUUGUAACAACAUGAAAACACUCUCAGUGAGCGUUCAAAUCACUGCAGCGAUGGAUGAUGAAAUCUGUUACCAAAUAAGUGACAAUGUGGGGGUUAAAUCCUCUCCACUUGGAUCGUUUUUUUAGUGUUUGGUUGUAGCGGCCUGCACUUCCUGCUGUGAAUACUAGUAUGUCUCAACAUGCCGACUCGCACGUCUAGAAGGAUGUUUGUGACCUGUGCUGUAAACUUCAUGGACUCUGCUGUUCAGCUAGUUUAGUUACAGGGUCUGAUGUCAAGUGCCUGAAAUAAUAUCAAGAUAUUUUACACAAAUAGAGACACGAUGUGAUUUGUUUGUCGGUGACACUACAGCACACAAACUCCAGUGUGUGUUUUUAAACGUUUUUAAUAUCAUUGUAUUAAAAUGUGUCAUUUUUAGGGGUACUCCUUCUUGAUUUUUUUAACUUUAUUUGCAAGAGCCAACACUUACAAGCCGAUAUCAGUGUAUUUGUAUCCCGUUUGACAUUGCCUUCAACCAUGCUGUACCAUGAUGUGUUUAAAGUCUAAGAAGAAAUGGAAGCUGAUGUGCAAUUGUUUUUUUGUUUUUUUUUCCAGAAAACUUUUACAUGAUAUAUUAAGAAAUGUAUGCAGCCACUUUUUCUGUACAUAUCAAAUUUAGAAUAAAGCGGAAGGCUGUUCCAUCCUGU
This is a messenger RNA of Cheilinus undulatus (humphead wrasse), 11466 nucleotides long. RefSeq names its product partitioning defective 3 homolog. The transcript is spliced from 26 exons. NCBI's taxonomy places the organism in Eukaryota, Metazoa, Chordata, Actinopteri, Labriformes, Labridae. Gene Ontology annotation, biological process: microtubule cytoskeleton organization; establishment of cell polarity; intracellular protein localization. The coding region runs from base 222 to 4478 and encodes 1418 amino acids. Gene Ontology annotation, molecular function: phosphatidylinositol binding; protein binding. The record is from RefSeq and is a predicted model, not a curated record. Gene Ontology annotation, cellular component: apical junction complex; adherens junction; apical plasma membrane.